CGAGUUGAGCUUCGAGGAAACUCCACCGACCACGAAGUGGCCUCAUCAUCCUCUCUCUCCCAUCCCCCCAAUCCCCGUAUUCCUCCUGCGGUUGGCAUAUUCAAUAGAGCACCUCGCUCCCACUCGACCACUGAAUCCUGAUUGCAAGCCGAUUUCUCCUCGCGCUGGCGGCCAACCAGUGAACGUUCCAUCCCCACCGUCUUAUCGAAGCCCCCCUUUGGUUAUAUCGAACGGCUUAUUCUAAACAUGGCUUCUGAGGCUGUUCCCAACGGCACCACCUCCGAGGGCUUGACCCCGGCCCAGAAACUGAUGGAGCAGCACAGUCACCGCCCAACCGUCGAAGAGGUUGUGGACGAGGAGGACCUUGUUCAUCCGCCCUCGUCCGCUCCCCUGAAUGCAUCCGAACCCGCCGCACCUCUGAGCGAGAAAGCCGCUGGCAAACAAAAGGCCGAGGGAAGCCCUGCUCCCUCCAAGAAGCCUGAGGUCCCUUUCAAUACUGCCUCCGAGGAAAUGUUCCCGGCCUUGGGUCCUGUCAAGCCUCGUCCUGCCGCCGCAGCUCCUAGCUGGGGAAAGAAACCCUCUUCCGGCUCCGGAGUCAACGGUAAUACAAAUGGAAACGCUUCCAGCAAUGCUGCUUCCCGAUCCUCGACCCCCGCGGCCGGUAUGCAAGGUCCCGCCAUCAUGAGCAUGCCUGGAAAGGACAGCGAUUCAAUCUUCUUCCUUGGAAACGAGAUCAUCCCCCCUAAGCAGCUCAAGAAACCCGUCAAUGAACUCAUCCGCGACAUCAACAGACGUUCGAAGGCGAAGCUUGAGUACAAAGUUGGGGGACCUCAAGGCCUUGUUACAUUUACGGCCACGGGUCCCAAGGAUGCUGUCCGCCAGGCAUUGAAGGACAUUGCUAACGAAGUGGCUGCCAAGCAAACCACAAGGGUCUCAAUCCCGGCCUCUGUUCGUCCCUUCAUCAUCGGAAAGGGCGGCGCCAAGAUCCAGGAAAUUUCCAAACGCAGUGGUGCUCGUAUCCAGGUCCCGAAACCUGAACCUGGUGAGGAUGAAGACACCAUUGUGGAUGUUAUCAUCGAGGGCAAUGCAUUGACCAACAAGAUGGCCAAGCAUGAGAUUGACAAUAUCGUCAAGGACCGUACCUCCACCGUGAAUCUGCGUCUCAAAAACAUUCCCGCGGAGUAUUAUCCAUUCUUAGCCGGUCCGCACAACUCUUUUGUCAACAGCCUGGAGAAUGGCCGUGAUGUUCGCGUCCAGAUCCCCCACUACACUACUUGGAACACUCAGGCUCCGCCCCAAGUUCCCCGCAACCAACCUGUACCUUUUGUACCUCAGGCGCAGUUGCCCAUCCAGAUUGUUGGUGAUCGAGAGCACGCACAGGCGGUUCAGGCUGAACUUGAACGCCAAGUACAGCGCCUCCAACAGCAACUGGCUAUGGAGCAGCGAUCUAUCGAGCGGGGACGCCACCAGUUCAUAAUCGGAGACAACGGCAGUUCUUUGCACGACUUCCUCCAGGAAACCGGCUGUACCAUCAUCCUACCUCCAAGCCAUGAUGACAGCGAGACAAUCUACAUUGUUGGCCCUGCUGAUAGGCUUGAAGCGGGUGUGAAUAAGUUGGAGGAUCUGGCUGCUAGCAUGCAGAUGGCCAUUGUGGACGCAGCCAGGGAACACCGUGGUGCACCGCAGUCGCAUGCCUACAAUCUAUCUCGGUACCUUCGUCAACGGCAGGCCCUUGAAGAGCUUGAACGCUUGCAUGAGGCGAGUAUUGUCGCUCCUAAAGGCCGACACGGGCCCACUGCCUGGGAAAUCUACGCUAGGAACGGGAAGAACGCCCAGAAAGCCCGUGGUGAUAUCCAAAGCGUCUUUGCCAGUCAUCCCCCUAGCAGGUUCGCGACCGUCAAUGUGGACCCCUUCUAUCACCGGUUCCUCCAGCAGCGUAACGCUCAGCACAUCCGUGAUGAGCAUGGUGUGCAUAUCGUCUUCCCUGAGGAUUCAGAUGACGAGGACCUGAUUCUGGUCUAUGAGGGUCUUACCCCUUCCUCCGAAUAUUCCAUCCCCCGCGGUCCGCCACCAGCCUCGGAAUUGAGCGCCUACCAGAGAGGACUAGAGCAGGCCCAGCAAUACAUUCGAAACCUCACCAAGGCGCAGCAGAAUAUCGUUUCCCGCGAUAUUGAUGCACCUCCCAAGUUCUACAACAAGAUCGAGCGCUAUGUAGACAAGCAGCAGCAGAACCUCCCCCGUGAUACCAUUCCCGUCCAGGUAUCGUUCGGCGACCGACGACCGCGUGAAGCACGACGACGAUCUAAUAGCGGAGUGGCCAUGCGGGGACCGGCUGAUGCCGUCGAGGACCUUGCCAAGAAGAUUCUCGCCUUCAUCGAGCAAGAGGAGAAGGAUGAGCUGGAGCGCGGUCAUGUUACUAUGUUCGAGUUCCCUCAAAAGUAUGCGAACAUUUUAAUCGGCAGAGGCGGUGAAAACAUCCGUAAACUGCGCGAAGAGUUUGAUGUCGAUAUCCAGGUUCAGGAUGGACAGGUCGUGCUCAAAGGUCCCCAGUCUAAGGCGAAUGCCUGCAAGGCACACAUCCUUUCUUUGGCAAAGCGACUUGAAGAUGAGGCUACUUACGUCCUUAAGAUCAAGCCCCAAUACCAUCGUGACUUGAUUGGCGCCAAGGGCAGCCAGGUUAACAGGCUCCAGGAUCGCUACAAGGUCCGCAUCAACUUCCCUCGCUCCAGAGCGAACGACGAUGACGAGUCCACCGCGGGAGGUGCGUCUCAGCGGAACGUCCGCAACCAAGCAGCAGAUGAAGUUGUCAUCCGGGGUCCGCGCAAGGGCGCUGAUGAGGCGCGCGAAGAGCUCCUGAACCUGCUUCAGUGGACGAUCGACAAUUCGUACACCGACACCGUCUCCGUUGCCCAAAGCCAGAUUCCCUCGUUGAUUGGAGCUGGCGGCCGUGAAAUGGAGAACCUUCGCCUCACCACUGGCGCUCAGAUCGAUGUGCCCGGUGCGAAGGAGAGCAAUGAACCUUCAGGCCGUGCCGAGAUCAAGAUUAAGGGCACCAAAAAGCAGGUCGAGGAGACAAAGAAGCUGUUGCAGGAACGCGCCAAGGUGUUCGAUGAGACAGUAGUCAAGACAAUCGACGUGGACAGGAAGCACCAUCGGACUCUGAUCGGCAGUAAUGGUUCCAACAUCCGUCAAAUAGUCGCGGCUGCUGGUGGCCCGGACAACGCGCGGGAGCUCGCACGCAUGGUGAGGUUCCCUCGUGCGGAUUCUGCCGAGUCAACCAUCCGCGUCGAAGGCCCUAUGGAUGUGGUAGAGAAGAUCAUCGCAUCUAUUGAGGCGCAAGUCCAGUCCCUUGAGAACCAGACCACUGAGACUAUCGAUGUCUCCCCCGAUAAGCACCGCCUCCUUAUCGGCCGUGGUGGCGAGACUCGCCGCGCCAUCGAAUCGAAAUUCAAGGUUCAGCUGGACAUCCCCAAGCAGACCGCUACUGGGGCGGCUCGGAACCAGGUGAAAAUCACGGGCGAGCCUGCUCAGGUUGAGAAGGCCAAGGAACACAUUCUCGAUCUUGUCAAGGGUCAAGAGGGCGAGACGGUGCAUGUACCGCGUCACCUCCAUCACUUCAUCUCGGACAAUGGUCAGUUCUUCCGCCGCCUCCGCAACGAGCAUAAGGUCACCGUCGACCAUGGUGGUCAUGAGAUCCCUUCCAGACCUGCCGUUUCUGAAGCAGGCAAGGCACGCAAGACCGCCAACGGCGGCUCUCUGCCUCUGAUUACGGAUGAAGAUGCGGGCUCUGGAGCCGAAGAGCGCUACUCCUGGGAGAUUAUUGACCACAAUCCCGCCGAUGCCGAAGACACCUCCGCAACCAUCCCCUGGAUCCUGCGCGGCCCCGCCGAAAACCUCCCGCGCGCCAAGCAGGCUCUGGAGAAGGCUAUCGAGAACGCGUCUAAGCCCAAGUCUACGGGCUACCUCAUCCUGCCCGACCCGCGGAGCUACAGGCUCGUCGUCGGUCCCGGCGGCAGCACGAUCAACAGCAUACGCAAGAAGACGGGCACGAAUGUGCAGGUACCGAGGAACCAGGCGCAGGGCGAGGCGAUUGAGAUAUCGGGCCCCAAGGAAGGGGUCGAGGAGGCACGCAAGAUGAUUCUGGAGAUUGUGAACAAAGGAGGGAGCAAUGGGGGGAGUGGUGGAGGCAGGAAGUAGGACUCCUCGCCGCCGCCGCAAGGGGAAUCGGUUCCUUUGAUGAUGAUGAGUUGUAGUGGGUGAUGAUGGGCCGGGUUAGGGAUGGGUUGAGGAAUUGGAAGGGGGAGGGGAGGGGUUAUCCUUAAGUUUUCGAUCAACCAAACGAAAAGAAUGCGAGAUGGGGGUUUUCUUCCUAGGUAGACGGGUGCCAGGGGAUAAAGGAAAAAAGGGAAAAAAUGACAAUGUGUCAGGUACUGUGAUUUCCUCUUAUGGUAGACAUGUGGUGGUUGCUCGUUGUGGUGAUUGUGUCGUGUUGGUUUUUACACUGACAAGUAGUUACGUCCGGCUGGAUAACUAAACCUACUGAAGUUCCUCUGUACACAGCAAUCACCUGUUCCGCACAAGGCAAUUGGC
Westerdykella ornata is the source of this 4590-nucleotide messenger RNA. RefSeq lists its product as uncharacterized. The record is from RefSeq and is a predicted model, not a curated record. Gene Ontology annotation, biological process: nuclear division. NCBI's taxonomy places the organism in Eukaryota, Fungi, Ascomycota, Dothideomycetes, Pleosporales, Sporormiaceae. The coding region runs from base 247 to 4197 and encodes 1316 amino acids. Gene Ontology annotation, molecular function: mRNA binding. Gene Ontology annotation, cellular component: nucleus; cytoplasm. The transcript is spliced from 4 exons.